This is a messenger RNA of Cercospora beticola, 987 nucleotides long. Lineage: Eukaryota; Fungi; Ascomycota; Dothideomycetes; Mycosphaerellales; Mycosphaerellaceae. The record is from RefSeq and is a predicted model, not a curated record.
UCUGGACAUCAUCUCUCUCUUCCUUCAUCACCGCUCCGCUAAGUCUCACAACAUCGCAAUAAUGGACUAUGGAUACAGCACCACCAGCUACGGCGCUCAAGGCGGCAACAGCGGCGGCGGUUUCAUGCCAGGCUCGCAGAACGAGAACUCCGCAUCCAACAAACGCACUUACGGCAAAGAUACACUCCGUCCUGUCACGAUCAAACAACUCCUCGAUGCUCAUCACCCUCACCCCGAUGCCGACCACUUCAUGAUCGGCGAGUCAGAAACAACACAAGUCACCUUCGUUGGCCAGAUCCGUAACAUCUCCGCGCAAACCACCAAUGUCACCUACAAACUCGAUGAUGGCACUGGUAUCAUCGAAGUCAAAGUCUGGGUCGAUGCAGAUACACUCGCGGCGGAAGAGGCAGGCGGCAUGGUGAGAAAAGACAAGCCAGUGGAGCAAGGUUACGCGAGAGUCUGGGGCAGACUAAAGCAGUUCAAUAACAAGCGACAUGUCGGAGCGCAGUACAUUCGCGCGAUCGAGGAUAAUAAUGAGAUCGCAUACCAUUUGCUGGAGGCGACGGUGGUACAUUUGCACUUCGCGAAGGGACCAGUGGACCAGCUACAGCAAGGAGGACAGGCGAAUGGAGGACAACAGCAAAUUACGAAUGGCGGAGGCGGAGGUGGAGGAGGUGAUCUUGCGGGCGUAUCGACGGCGGCUAGAAAGGUGCUGCAGGCUUUGAGAGCUACACCGCAGACGAAUGAAGGAUUACAUGCGCAAGUUAUCGCGCAGAAUACGGGACUGGAAUUGACAGAGGUGUACAAGGCUGGUGAUGAGUUGAUGGGGCUGGGCAAAGUCUACACGACAGUGGAUGACAUGACCUGGGCAUUGCUGGACUUGUGAGGUGUUCUUUACGCGAUUAAUGAAAGAAGGCUUAAGAAGUGCGGGCCGAGAGAAAGCAAAAUGACUGAAAGAAGGCGAGAUACUGCGGGCAUGAUCAUGUC